UUCAGUCUCUUGGCACUGAGGAUCGGCCCACCCCGCCCCGAGAUGAGAUCUUUGAGUACAAUCUUCCGAGGCAGUGACAUCAAGGACCUGACUGUGUGUGAGCCGCCAAAGCCAACAUGCUCUCUCCCUCAGGACCCUGCUAUCGUCCAGGUACAGCUUCUCCCAACCCCAAAGCACUUCUAUAUCCCAAGUACACCCUUGUAAAACAGACAUGUAGUAAAAGUCAAGAAUCAGCCAAGUGUCAAUUUGCCUUGUCGUUCUAUUUUAGAAAGCAUUAUUAUUCAUGCUACAGGCUUUGGUUUUUCCAUUUAUGUUUUGAGAUUGGACUUGAACGUAUAGCUCGUGAACACGUAGGGCGCACCGAAUGGUGGCACCUCGUUAGUCAGUAUGAUUACACCUGUGCUGGUUGCCGUCUCGUUAGUGGGAAGGUGUUUCACCUGUGCUCCUCCAGGUGAUAUUUAAGAGUGGCUGGCCCAGUGCUCCAGCUGGAUAGAUGCAGAGGGUUAAUGCCUUUAGUUGGCUCUCUCUAUUUUCCCCGAUUUAUUUUUGCUCCACCUUUUUGGUUUUCUUCCUGUCUAGGUUUGGUAUGGGUUUUUCUUUUGUGUGCCUCUUCUUUGGCAAAUUUAGUGGGCCAUCAUGGUGGGUGUCUUUUAGGUUCCAGUUGUUGUUACUCGUCAACUUUUAGUGGACACCCCCAUGAGUCUUUCAGAACCCCUCCUAAAACCCCACCUGCUUCGUUUUGGUUGUUGGUCAGUGACUCUUUGUUAGUUCCCUCUUCUAUUUGAGUGACAUUUUUGGUUUUCUUGCUGGGGAACAUAACACACCCCAGUUAGGGAUGUAAUGAUGCGAUUUGCAUCGGUCCCCGGUUCAAAUGUUUAAGAUAUGAAUGCAUUGGUCUGUGGGAGCCCAAACCGAUACAAAUUAAGCAUGCGAUUUCAAAUGUUAAAAAUUGCAGGUUCAUUGUUUUUUAGUCAUGGUUUUGUUCCGAAAAGACCUCUUAUCUGUUGUUACUGAAUUGAUGCGUCCCUCUCCUUCAGUUUAGUAGCUUAUCCAACUUUUAUGCAUGUAACUGCAUAUGACUGACAGAUAACAAUAGUGCGGGAGACGCAGAUGCUAGCACCAACGAGAGGUAGGCCUGUCCCUGUUCUAAUAGGCUAUUCGUACAUUUGGUACCUUCAGCAUUCAGAUGCUUGUAAAAUGGCUUUCGCAAAGUCAAAUCAUAGGCUUUAUUAGUUGAAUGACAACCAAUGUAAUUUGCUGGGUCAUUGUAACCAUAUGUGUGUCUUACCGGAGUUGUGUAACCUACCGGAGUGGACGCAACUCACAUCCAACUGCUGAUUGGGGUUUUCAAUCAUUCAGAUUUUAUUUAGAUUGGCCUGAGUGCAAUGGCAACCAUGUACUGUGGAAAUACGGUUUAGUAAACGUUGUUAAACUGGAACCUAGUCGUUGUGUCAUUUUAAGUUAACAUUGGUAGCAGAGAAUGGCUAAUAACUACAAUGUGCCACCUCGCUUCGACAAGAAGAGGUCGUAUGAAAGUUGGAAAAAUGAACUUGGAAUCUGGACAUGGGUUAAGCCUACUAAUCUGGAAGAGAAAAAGCAAACACUUGCGGUGGUAUUAUCGCUCGAGGGGAGAGAGAGAUACAGCACUGGAAAUAUCCGAUUUGAACAAGGAUGACGGUAUGGGAACUUUGAUCAGACCACUGGAUUCUGUGUUUCUUGAAGAGAUCGACUGUGCCUAUGAGGCAUAUUCAAACUUUGACCGUGUUACUAGAGACAUUUCGGUUGCAAUGACGGACUACAUAAUUUAUUUCGAACAGAGGUGAAAUAAGAUGCGCCAGUACGACAUGGUUCUCCCGGAUGCAGUGUUAGCGUUCAAGUUGCUAGAUACUGCCUGUCUGGAUGGUAGGGAGAGACAGUUGGCUUUGACUGCUUGUACUGUGCUGACUUUUGCGUCAAUUAUUUUUGGUGAUAACAGAUGGAAUGCAAGUGAGUGACACAGCAUAUUACACUGAGCAGCAGAGAAAAGGUGCCAACAAGUCACGUUCUCAAGACAACCAGACGAGUUCGCCAUUGCCCGGCACAAAUCCACUGGACAGGUAUGGAAGGAGAUCAAAAUGUGCUAUUUGUCAAAGCACUUACCAGUCAAAGACAGUCCUCAUAUAAAAAGUUCAACUAACAGAGGAAAAUGUAAACACAGAGAAACCACUGUUUUCAAACGAAUCUGCUUCUCAUACUGAUCUUUAUAGUUGAAUCCUUAGGAUCCGCUGUGAUUGAUAUUGCAUGUACACGUACAGUGUGUGGUGCAAAAUGGCUUGAUACCUAUGUCAGUGAACUAAAUAUGAAUGACACACCAAGCAACAGAGCUUUCAAAUUUGGAGAUGGGAGAAUCGUCCAUUCUACCAAGAGAGUCAAGAUACCAGCAAAAAUUGGUCAGACUGUGUCACAUUGAAACCGAGGUGGUCCCUGCAGAUAUCCCCUUACUAUUAAGCAAAGCUUCCUUCAAGAAGACAGGGGCUGUACUAGACAUAAAAAAUGACAAGGCAGUGAUGUUUAAACAACCAGUGACCCUUGAACUUACUACCUCAGGCCACUAUUGUGGAAACAUUUUAGACAAAGAAAAAAAAAAGAGAUUCUGACGGACACAGAGCACUUAGAGAUUCUGACAGUCACAGAGGAAAAACAAAGUAUUGUUAACUUCACAAACAGUUUGAACAUACUACAGUUGACAGACUACAGAAAUGACUCAGCAGUUCUGGGAAUAAUGAUGAGAGUAUUUCCAUUCUACGGCAGAUAGUUAACAGUUGCGAGACAUGCCAGAAGAACAGCAAACCUAAGCCCAGACCAGCUGUUGGUUUGCCACUGGCUUCCAAGUACAAUGAAACAGUGGUUGUAGAUCUACAUGAGCUAGGACCAAGUGUGUGGUACCUUCACAUAAUCAACACUUCACACGCUUCAGUGCUGGAAGCAUUGUGAAUACAAAGAAACAAUGCUGAGUACAGGUGGAAAAUAUGUCACAAGUGGAUCCUGCAGUCUUCUAUUGGCUCGAUCAAGACUGCAAUGUGACUGGAGUACUUGCCUGUCAUGUUGGUGACUUCAUCUGGGGUGGCUCACAUACCUUUGCUCAACUGUGAUUCCACACCUCAAAGCUGUUUUCCAGGUCGGCCGUGAGGAGCAUGAUAGUUUUUGUUACGUUAGCAUAGAGUUUAUUACAGUUCAUGGAACAAUACUGAUGCAACAGGAAAACUAUAUGAAGAAUCUUCAACCCAUCCACAUGGAUUCUUCAAGAGCCGUACAAAGGAAUUCCCCCCUCUGUGGAAUUGAAGCUGAUCAAUUGAGGUCGAAGAUAUGUCUAAUUCUAUGGGCUGCUAGACAGAGUAGACCUGAUGUAAUGUUUGAUGGCUGCAACUUGGCAUCCAACACAAAACACGCCACUGUACAAACCAUUCAUGAGGCAAACAAAGUUGUUCGUAAACAGAAAUCACAACAAGUGACUCAAGUUUCAGCAUGUUGUGGCAGGUCUCCUGCAGGUUUACAUCCACACAGAGAGGAACGCCCUGAUUGAGAUCAACCCACAGACACGCAUCCCCCGAACCUUCAACCGCUUCUGUGGCCUCAUGAUCACUGCAUCGCAGUGCUAGCUGUGCCACUAGAGAUCCUGGUUCGAAUCCAGGCUCUGUCGUAGCCGGCCGCGACCGGGAGACCCCCAUGGGGCGGCGCACAAUUGGCCCAGCGUCGUCCAGGGUAGGGGAGGGAAUGGCCGGCAGGGAUGUAGAGCAUGGCGUUUGCAAAGCCAGGGUUGUGGGUUCGAUUCCCACGGGGGCCAGUAUGAAAAAAAAAAAAAGAUAAUGUAAGUCGCUCUGGAUAAGAGUGUCUGCUAAAUGACUAAAAUGUAAAAUGUAAAUGUAAUGUUGGAAAAGAUGACUCUCUGAAACUAGUUGUCUUCAGUGAUGCUUCCCUAGGGAACCUUACAGAUGGAGGCACACAAGGUGGACAUCUAAUCGUGUUAAUGGGUGAAGAAGGAAGAUUGUCACCUAUCUGUUGGCAGCCAAAGAGGAUCAGAACGGUUGUCCGAGCACGCUUGGUGGAGAAACCCUUGCUCUUUGGAUGGAAUUGACAAUGCCAUCUUUCUGGCAACUCUGUUCUGAGCUUACCACUGGUGAGACAAAAUGGCACAUUCUACCUGUAGUUUGUGUUACUGACAACUACUCCUUAGUUGAUGCAGUCAAGUCAACCAAGUCUGUCACAGCGAAUAUACUUUGUCUUGAUCAGUAGCAUCAAGGAACUUAUUCAAGCACAGAGAACCCAGCGGAUUCUGUGGUCGGCCACAAAGGCACAGCUUGCUGACUGUCUGACUAAAAAGGGAGCAUCCGGUCUUGUGCUCCUAAAGGCACUCAGUAAUGGAAAGUUGCAGCUUGAGUAAUAAAAAUAAAAACUGUCACAUCACCCAUUUGUAAUUGGUAAAUCAUACUUUUUAAUUAUUUUGUUGAGGUUUUAUUUGUGUUUAAAGAAAAGUGGGAGAUUGUUAAGUUCAUGUUUUAAGUACCCCUAUAUUUCUAUAUUAUCAAAUCAAAUCAAAUCAAAUUGUAUUGGUCACAUGCGCCGAAUACAACAGGUGCAGACAUUACAGUGAAAUGCUUACUUACAGCCCUUAACCAACAGUGCAUUUAUUUUAAACAAAAAAGUAAGAAUAAAACAACAACAAAAAAAGUGUUGAGAAAAAAAGAGCAGAAGUAAAAUAAAGUGACAGUAGGGAGGCUAUAUAUACAGGGGGGUACCGUUGCAGAGUCAAUGUGCGGGGGCACCGGCUAGUUGAGGUAGUUGAGGUAAUAUGUACAGUGGGGGAAAAAAGUAUUUAGUCAGCCACCAAUUGUGCAAGUUCUCCCACUUAAAAAGAUGAGAGAGGCCUGUAAUUUUCAUCAUAGGUACAAGUUAACUAUGACAGACAAAUUGAGAAAAAAAAUCCAGAAAAUCACAUUGUAGGAUUUUUAAUGAAUUUAUUUGCUAAUUAUGGUGGAAAAUAAGUAUUUGGUCACCUACAAACAAGCAAGAUUUCUGGCUCUCACAGACCUGUAACUUCUUCAUUAAGAGGCUCCUCUGUCCUCCACUCGUUACCUGUAUUAAUGGCACCUGUUUGAACUUGUUAUCAGUAUAAAAGACACCUGUCCACAACCUCAAACAGUCACACUCCAAACUCCACUAUGGCCAAGACCAAAGAGCUGUCAAAGGACACCAGAAACAAAAUUGUAGACCUGCACCAGGCUGGGAAGACUGAAUCUGCAAUAGGUAAGCAGCUUGGUUUGAAGAAAUCAACUGUGGGAGCAAUUAUUAGGAAAUGGAAGACAUACAAGACCACUGAUAAUCUCCCUCGAUCUGGGGCUCCACGCAAGAUCUCACCCCGUGGGGUCAAAAUGAUCACAAGAACGGUGAGCAAAAAUCCCAGAACCACACGGGGGGACCUAGUGAAUGACCGGCAGAGAGCUGGGACCAAUGUAACAAAGCCUACCAUCAGUAACACACUACGCCGCCAGGGACUCAAAUCCUGUAGUGCCAGACGUGUCCCCCUGCUUAAGCCAGUACAUGUCCAGGCCCGUCUGAAGUUUGCUAGAGUGCAUUUGGAUGAUCCAGAAGAGGAUUGGGAGAAUGUCAUAUGGUCAGAUGAAACCAAAAUAUAACUUUUUGGUAAAAACUCAACUCGUCGUGUUUGGAGGACAAAGGAAUGCUGAGUUGCAUCCAAAGAACACCAUACCUACUGUGAAGCAUUGGGGUGGAAACAUCAUGCUUUGGGGCUGUUUUUCUGCAAAGGGACCAGGACGACUGAUCCGUGUAAAGGAAAGAAUGAAUGGGGCCAUGUAUCGUGAGAUUUUGAGUGAAAACCUCCUUCCAUCAGCAAGGGCAUUGAAGAUGAAACAUGGCUGGGUCUUUCAGCAUGACAAUGAUCCAAACACACCGCCCGGGCAACGAAGGAGUGGCUUCGUAAGAAGCAUUUCAAGGUCCUGGAGUGGCCUAGCCAGUCUCCAGAUCUCAACCCCAUAGAAAAUCGUUGGAGGGAGUUGAAUGUCUGUGUUGCCCAGCGACAGCCCCAAAACAUCACUGCUCUAGAGGAGAUCUGCAUGGAGGAAUGGGCCAAAAUACCAGCAACAGUGUGUGAAAACCUUGUGAAGACUUACAGAAAACGUUUGACCUGUGUCAUUGCCAACAAAGGGUAUAUAACAAAGUAUUGAGAAACUUUUGUUAUUGACCAAAUACUUAUUUUCCACCAUAAUUUGCAAAUAAAUUCAUUAAAAAUCCUACAAUGUGAUUUUCUGGAUUUUUUUUCCUCAUUUUGUCUGUCAUAGUUGACGUGUACCUAUGAUGAAAAUUACAGGCCUCUCUCAUCUUUUUAAGUGGGGGAACUUGCACAAUUGGUGGCUGACUAAAUACUUUUUUUCCCCACUGUACAUGUGGGUACAGUUAAAGUGACUAUGCAUAAAUACUUAACAGAGUAGCAGCAGCGUAAAAAGGAUGGGGUGGGGGGGCAGUGCAAAUAGUCCGGGUAGCCAUGAUUAGCUGUUCAGGAGUCUUAUGGCUUGGGGGUAGAAGCUGUUGAGAAGUCUUUUGGACCUAGACUUGGCACUCCGGUACCGCUUGCCGUGCGGUAGCAGAGAGAACAGUCUAUGACUAGGGUGGCUGGAGUCUUUGACAAUUUUGAGGGCCUUCCUCUGACACCGCCUGGUAUAGAGGUCCUGGAUGGCAGGAAGCUUUGCCCCAGUGAUGUACUGGGCCGUACGCACUACCCUCUGUAGUGCCUUGCGGUCAGAGGCCAAGCAGUUGCCAUACCAGGCGGUGAUGCAACCAGUCAGGAUGCUCUCGAUGGUGCAGCUGUAGAAUUUUUUGAGGAUCUGAGGACCCAUGCCAAAUCUUUUUAGUCUCCUGAGGGGGAAUAGGCUUUGUCGUGCCCUCUUCACGACUGUCUUGGUGUGUUUGGACCAUGAUAGUUCGUUGGUGACCACUUAUUACGGUGCUAUCAUUCUGUUAUUAGUGUGCCUGUGCAGUAGUCUCACUGUUGAUGGACCUGGCCUGUGGAAACGUUGUUAAACUGGAACCUAGUCGUUGUCAUUUUAAGUUAACAAACUUCCAAAUGGUCUAAACCAUUCACUUUCGAGACGGGGGUAAAAUCCAAAGCUGCAUUAUAUUAAUUGGCUAAAUGCCAAGGUAAUUUGAAACAAAUAUUGACAUGGUACUAGCUCAACAUUUUCAAUCUGCAAAAAGAACAAGUUAAUCAGGUGGUGAAUAGAGAUAAAAAGUGGGGGGACGAACAUACUGAACAGUUCCCCCCCACCCCUAAUCUGAUAGUGGGGUGGUAGAUGCUCAGUCUGCCCAAUAGCUCAGCUCAGGUGCCUCCACACACACACACACACACACACACACACACACACACACACACACACACACACACACACACACACAGAGGGUCACUCAGUUUAGAGAAGUAAUCUCAGACAGAUCCAGCUCAGAGGCCCAGCUCCUGAACUCCCAUCAGCAGCAGAUAUUAAUUUAAAAUGGAAAAUUAAUGUGUUCAUGCAAAAAAAAUUACUGCACUGAAUCACAUCAGUUCGUUCCUCUAAUCAAACUAAAACGUAUCGGAGCCCAUGCAUCUAGAUGCGUAUCGACUCGUUCAUGAAAUGAGCGAUGCACAUCCCUAAUAGCACCUUUGCAGUGAUAUUUGGCUUCAACUCCCAUUUCUCGCUUUCUUCCUCUCCAGUCCUCCAUGGGCUCGGCCCCUCCACCUGCUCCUGCUGCCACUUCAGCUCCAUUCCAGUCGGUGGGCUCCUACGGCCUAUUCAACCGAGCUCCCGUGCCCCUGUACAGUCAGUGCAGCACCAGCCCCCUGGUGUCCCUACAGUUUGGCGCCGUUGGUGUCGGUAAGAGCCACAGCAGCAGAAGGCCUGGAUAUGGUGAGGAAGGGACCGCUAGCUAG
Messenger RNA from Coregonus sp. 'balchen', 7957 nucleotides. Lineage: Eukaryota; Metazoa; Chordata; Actinopteri; Salmoniformes; Salmonidae. The record is from the annotation of a GenBank genome assembly.